GGCAGUCCCCAUUUCGAGGUGUCAAACCGAUGCACAGCCACGCGCUCGGCGCUUAGAAAGAAGAUAAGCUGGCAAACCGCACCUCCAGGGCCCCCUUACGUUCGAGAUUGGGGGAAACAGAUACAACAUUGCCAGCAUUAUCCCAUUUCAGUUCACACCGUCUCAGGCUCGUUGGCGUUCGGCUCGGCCUUGGUGGCAACAUCUACGAAUGAUAAAACAUGUCUACGAAACUGUCUGCGAAGCGAUACACUGGAGACCAACACCAUCGCGACCUUAUCCAGAUGGAACAAGCAGCGGUGGAACAACAGAAACGCAACUUGGAAGCGGAGCGACGAGAGUUUCAGCAACAAGUGAAACAAAUACAGGAUCAGAUGGCUCAACAAAAGCGCGAAUUGAGCGCAGCACAAAUUACCCUCCAACGACAACAACAAGCACUGCAGAAUGAACAACUCGCACUCCAAUUUGCUCAACAGGAGCUUCAAAAUUCACAGCAUGAAGUGGAUCAACAGCGGAAAGAGAAUUAUGCAUUUAAGCAAGAACUGCUUCAACAGCACAGUACCCUUCUAAGGGCGAGGGAAGAUAUGGCACGGAAAGAGAAAGAACGUCGUUUAAGAAGAACUCCGUCCGAGGGCUUUCUGGAGGAUGCUUACCCCUCCCAUGGAACUAUCGACGUGCUCAAGCUUCUUGGCAAUGGGUCGUCUAGGAUUCGCAGGCAGGCGGCUAAGAGUUUGCUGGAGUGUACCAACUCUGGCGGUGACAGUGUUUCGCCCACCAUCGAAUAUGGAAUUCUUCAGACUCACUUCCUCCCGAUUAUCCCUCCUAUCAUCGCGGAGACUUCAUCAGCCGAUGUGAAGGAGUUCGCGCGUGCCCUUCUCAAAACUCCCUCAUUCGCCUUGGCACUCGUCGAGAAAGGUCAGAGUCAGCGGGUUGUCGCUCUUUUGAAGGAAGAUCAGCCUUAUGACUUAAGCGAAGCCGCGAAAAUAUGUCUAUCUAGCGUGCUGAGCCGCCGCGACACGUCCUCGCUGCCAUCCGGUAGAAUCAUCCGAAACGAGCUUGCCAUGGAGGUGGAACACAUUCAUUCCCCUGCUGGUCUGAGUUUGCUGCAAUCGACGGCGGAGGCCACGAUUAAAGACCUGUUGGAAGACAAGAACUAUGAUCUAGUUACGAAAUACAUGCUUCAUGAAGUUUCAGAGGUCCGGCAAGCUGUCGCCCCGUAUCUCAACUCCACAAUCACGGCGACUGGAUCACAUUCCGCCAGGCUAGUUGUACAGGGAUCGUUCCUUUCUCGAUUGUGUCAACGCUUCUUGCUCCCUAGAAAGUCGGGGCCUGAAAAUAGGGAAAAACUCCCAUCCGAUAUUCUCACUCUCACCACGACGUACCUGCCUCGCCUGUGCCGCCCUCUCUGCUCGACGGAUGUUCAGACAACGUCUCUCAUGGUCCAACUUAUAUUUUCCAACAAGCCAUCGCCAUCCUCCCAAGCGAUUACAGGGGCAGCCAUUGAAGCCACGGUCAAUGCAGCAUCUGCAAGCAAAGGUAUGGAGGUUCGACAGAGUCUCGUAGAUGCGGGUUUGCUCGAGGCCAUUGCUUUUGCCCUAUCGGAUUCGCCAGGGGGCACUGACGCCCCGGGUGGUUCUGUGUACAGCUUCAUCUGUCAAAUCAUACCGCUCGUGGGCGUUGUGGCGGCAGCCACGAAUCCUUCGCACGUAUCUUCCUUACUGAACCUCUUAAGGGUGGAAGACCCAGAUGCAAGCAAGGAUCUCAUAUCCUCACUCACUGAAUGCUUCCGCGUCACUAUUUUCUCGGAGGGCCAAGCCGCAUAUAACCUUGCCUCGCAAUUGGAGCCAAACCUUCUUGCGCCUUCCCCGGAAUGGGAGCCCAUACUUUCGUCUGUGCUCCCUCGCGCAUUUGAUCUCAGGUGGACAACAGACCCUGAAGGCGAUGGUUUUAAUUGGGAUACCCUUUUUGCCAUAGAGCUUCUGAAAAAUUCCUCUUCUAAGGAAGUGCGAAAGCGAGCAGGCAUUGCUCUACUGACGCGCUUCCGCGCUUCCCCGGGUGUGAUCAAUUGGGUUUGCAAGCGCGGUCAACAUCCUCAGAUAAUCGAGCUCUGCACCUCCCCUCAAUAUGACGAGGUAAAGCGAAUAGGUUGUGAACUUCUUAGAACCCCCGCGGUGGGAUCGCAUAUUUCUGUGUCCAAGGGUGACUUCACCGACUCUCGCUCUCUGAAAACUUCUGAAGUCUAUGGAAGUGCUGACUUAGUAUCGCUUGUUUCACACCCUGACAUGUCCGUGCGGAUUUCUUCCUAUGUGGCGCUUCUCGAUGCAGCGCGCGCGACAGAUAAUUGUCGUAUCCAGCUUGCCAAGGCGGGGCUAGCCUCCGCCCUCAACGACAUAACGCUAGUGCACUACAAAGGGGAGGAACAAUCGAUUCAGUUUACAUUGGAUAUGCUGGAUGAAUUAUUCUUCAUCUGGAUGGAAGGAAAUGGGCAUCUCAGAGAUGCAGAAGUCUUGGCGAACAUGCUUGCCGCCGAAGAAGAGAAAGUCGCCUCCAAGGCUUUUUAUCUCACUCGCCAAUCCUUCUCGGAGGACCUAGGCUCACGCCAACAUCUGAGGACGGCCAUACUGUCAAGGGUGUUAACGGUAGGGGUCGAGCCCUCUUCAUUCUUGGCGUACGCCGCGAUUUCCAUUGCCGAAUGCUAUGCUUUCGACUUGUUCAAGAUUCACGAGUUUGAGACGAUAUUCGGAUUGCUGCAACAUCCUGAGCCUCGUAUCAGAAACGCAAUGACUCUUUCCAUGGCCAAAGCCCUCCGUGACGAUCAACAACCCAAUAACGGCGAUGGAAAACUAUGCGAGCAUCUUGUCAGAGCUGGGUUCUUCGAAUUGGUGCUUGGUCUCCUCGAACACAAGGAUCCCACGAAAGAGAUAAUUGAUUUUACUGUGCGAAGUACAGGUUUGGAGCUCAUUGCUUUGGCCGUUGUACAGUAUGGUGGUCUGCGUGGGAUAUGGAGUCUUGUCGAGACCCAUCCUAAUGUCUCGGUUCGAGCCGCUGCCGCAAAGGCCAUCGAAAAGAUUUCCAACUCUGUCGCUGCAGAGGACAGGGCGUUGCUCGUGGGAGGGAAAGUGUCGACCUGGGGUGAUGAUGCAUCGGAAAAACAGUUCUAUCUGGUUUCUUCGGUUUGUCGCCUUGUAGGGGGCACUUCGCGCAUUGAAUCUCACAUCGAAAAUCUCUGCCGCACAUCCUUCCCCAAGAUUGCUUUACAAACAGCAGUAUCUGACGACUUGCCUCAGCUGGUUGUCCUACUGAAGUAAGUUGACUUCUGGGUAAUGCCUUCCCUUGGGACUGAUCCUUGCUAGCCAUACCAAUACCACGGUUUCGAGGUCGGCUACUACCGCCCUUGAUGCAAUUCUAUCUUCGGACCCCGCG
This is a messenger RNA of Cantharellus anzutake, 3420 nucleotides long. RefSeq lists its product as uncharacterized. The record is from RefSeq and is a predicted model, not a curated record. NCBI's taxonomy places the organism in Eukaryota, Fungi, Basidiomycota, Agaricomycetes, Cantharellales, Hydnaceae. Bases 219 to 3305 code for a protein of 1028 amino acids. The transcript has 6 exons.